This is a messenger RNA of Aspergillus vadensis CBS 113365, 1612 nucleotides long. RefSeq lists its product as uncharacterized. NCBI's taxonomy places the organism in Eukaryota, Fungi, Ascomycota, Eurotiomycetes, Eurotiales, Aspergillaceae. The transcript is spliced from 3 exons. The coding region runs from base 1 to 1548 and encodes 515 amino acids. The record is from RefSeq and is a predicted model, not a curated record.
AUGAUGGUCUCUUUCGGUGUCGCAUUCUACCUAGUAUCUCUACUGUUUACUCCAGCGCGGGCUCUGCUAGAGGUCUUCGAGGUAUACCAGCCCGUCCCCACAGGCCAUGGCAGCGUUGGGUGCAAUGAGGAGAUCCUCCUGAUGGACCAUGUCUUCGGCUAUAGCUAUGGGGAACCAUACGUUGGGAUCUACGAGCCACCAAACUGUACCUUUGACACCGUUCGCAUCAACUUCACUGUCACCUCCAAGGGCAGACAGUAUGAUCGUCUGGCGCUCAUGUACUUAGGGGACACAGAGGUGUUCCGAACAUCAACUGCUGAACCAACGACCGACGGAAUCAUCUGGACCUAUAUCAAAGAUAUGUCUCAGUUCAACGUACUGUGGAAAGAAAAACAGAGAUUGAUCUUCGAUCUUGGCAACAUCAUUACUGAUAUCUACACCGGCUCUUUCAACACCACCCUGACAGCCUACUUCUCAUAUGAGGGCAACGUCAGGACCCCAGAUGUCAUUCUCCCAAUAUCUGCUCGCAAAUCCGCCCAGAACGCCUCGAGCGACUUUGAGCUUCCAUCCGACAAUGCCACAGUGCAAUAUCAGAUCCCCCAGACAGCAUCCCGUGCAGUCGUGUCCAUUUCCGCAUGUGGCCAGUCAGAGGAAGAAUUCUGGUGGUCCAACGUCCUCUCCGCCGAUGAGUACACCUUCGACAAUACCAUCGGCGAGCUGUACGGGUACUCUCCAUUCCGUGAAGUCCAGCUCUAUAUCGACGGCGUCCUUGCGGGUGUGGACUGGCCAUUCCCUAUCAUCUUCACCGGCGGUGUCGCGCCAGGAUUCUGGCGUCCAAUCGUAGGAAUUGACGCUUUCGACCUACGCCAACCCGAGAUCGAUAUCACGCCCUUCCUCCCCUUGCUCAAGGACAACAAGUCCCAUUCGUUCGAGAUCAGAGUUACGGGUCUGAGCGUUGCCGACGACGGAACAGUAACAUUCGCCAACACCGUCAACUCCUACUGGAGUUCAAACGGGACCAACGAAACACUCUCAUACUCAGUUACAGCCGAAAGAACAUUCACCGUAAAGUCCUCCGAAUACUCAUGGAGCCAAAACCUCUCCUACUCAAACUACGGAUACCUCAACCAGCAAGGACUAAGCCAGAAAAACAACCAACAGACCUCCGGCACUAACACCAUCACUCAACUCACUGGGGACAACAAAUCUACAAAUGAGGUCACAUUCCAGUACCCUCUAAUCUGUAACACGACGUACGGACUGCAAGAUGGCCUUUCCAUCAGUGCCUGGAUCCGCAGAGGCCUGGAUAUCAGUUCGACCGGUGGUGAUGGUGAGCUCGGCGUCUCCACGUAUACGUUUACCUCGGGGCCGUUGGAUCUGCAUACGGAACAAUAUGGAACGGCGUAUUAUUUCGAACCCGAGGAUGAUGAGAGUUCGGUCUCGUAUGGUGAGACGGUUGAUGUUUGGGGAAGUAAUGCUGGGGGUGUGGAGUAUUCGAGGAAUGUUCGUGCGGUGAAUGGGACGGUUGUUUCGGAUAGUGAGAGCUAGAUUAUCAUUAUUUAGUUCAAAUGUGUAUGACAGGUGGGUAUGAUUAGGAUAGAUGAGGUUGAGG